UGAGGUAGUGACGUCACUACGCAUGUGCGGGGAGACGUUGGUGUUCUAGUCUAAUGCAUUGACAAAGAAGGUGAAAUUAAGUUUAGCUUUAUUUCUUGUAGUGCUGCAACUAUUGCACCACAUAGUUAAUUACUUGUCAUAGAGCGUGUGCCCAAAGACUACGCAUUUUGCCAAAAUUUGCUAGUCGUAGUGACUCAGCAGCAGUCCUGCACUGAGAUCACCAGGGACACAUUACGAUGUUAAGACUGGCCUGGACACGGUCACAGUCAACUAACAGAGGUACAAUAAAGUCCGGCUUUACUUACGAUCUAUUCAGAUUAGAAAGGACGCCAACAUCAGAGUACAACAGAGCAAUUGGACACACACCUGUAGCACUUCGCAAGCCCCCUUCCGUGCUUAGCCUAAGGACACUCCACAGCCGUCGUCUCAGGACUACUUGGAAAGCCAGUUUCAGAAUGGCAUCUGGAGGCGAAGGGAAGAGCAGCCCACCGGCAUCUCCCACCAAACAGAGCAACCGCUUGGCCCAAGAGCGGUCUCCCUAUCUUCUGCAGCAUGCUUACAACCCUGUGGACUGGUUUCCAUGGGGACAGGAGGCAUUUGACAAAGCAAAAAAAGAAGACAAACCCAUUUUCCUGUCAGUGGGGUACUCCACCUGUCACUGGUGUCACGUCAUGGAGAGGGAGUCGUUUGAGGAUGAGGAGAUUGGCAAGAUACUCAGCGAUAACUUUGUCUGUAUCAAGGUGGACAGGGAGGAGCGGCCUGAUGUUGACAAGGUGUACAUGACAUUUGUGCAGGCAACCAGUGGGGGAGGAGGAUGGCCAAUGAGUGUGUGGCUCACCCCUGAACUUCGACCUUUCAUUGGGGGCACAUACUUCCCUCCGAGAAACACUGGUUUCAGGCCAGGGUUCAAAACCAUACUAAUGCGCAUUAUGGAGCAGUGGCGUAGUAACAGGGACGCUCUGGAGUCGAACGGGGAGCGAGUCAUCGAAGCGCUGAAGAAAAGCAGCGCCAUCGCAGCCAGCGCAGACGACUUGCCCCCUCCCGCCAUCACCGUCGCCAAGAGGUGCUUCAUCCAGCUGGCAAAAUCAUAUGAGGAAGAGUAUGGGGGCUUCACUGAAAUGCCCAAAUUCCCCUCUCCAGUGAACCUGAUGUUCCUCAUGACAUUCUGGGCCACGAACCACUCCACUGCAGAGGGGGCCGAGGCUCUUCGCAUGUCCCUGCACACCCUGCGGAUGAUGGCGCUCGGGGGCAUUCACGACCACGUGGGGCAGGGCUUCCACCGCUACUCCACAGACUCCUCCUGGCACGUUCCCCACUUUGAGAAGAUGCUGUAUGACCAGGCUCAGCUGGCAGUGGCCUACAUUACCGCCUAUCAGGUGUCGGGGGAGCAGUUCUUUGCAGAUGUGGCCCGGGACGUGCUGCUCUACGUCUCGCGGGACCUGAGCGACAAGUCGGGGGGCUUCUACAGCGCAGAGGACGCAGACUCGCUCCCCACAGCCCAGUCCAGUGAGAAGAAAGAGGGAGCCUUCUGUGUGUGGACCGCAGGGGACAUCAGGGGCCUGCUGAGGGAGCCUGUGGAGGGGGCCACAGGAGGGGCCACGCAGGCAGACAUCUUCAUGCACCACUACGGCGUGAAGGAGCAAGGCAACGUGGCGCCUGAGCAGGACCCCCAUGGGGAGCUACAGGGGCAGAAUGUGCUAAUCGUGCGCUAUUCCGUGGAGCUUACCGCCGCUAAGUUCGGCCUGAGUGUGGAGAAGGCCGAGGAGGUGCUGGCCGCGGGCAGGGAGAAGCUGGCACAGGUCCGGAAGGGCCGCCCGCCCCCUCACCUGGACACUAAGAUGCUGUCUUCCUGGAAUGGACUGAUGCUCUCUGGGUUUGCGCGGGUGGGCGCCGUCCUGGGCGACAGGGCGCUGGUGGAGCGGGCGGAGCAGGCAGCCCAGUUCCUGAGGGAUCAGCUGUGGGACGAGGCCGGGCAAAGACUCCUGCACUCCUGCUACCGCGGGGAAGAGAUGCAGGUGGAACAGAUUGCGUCUCCUAUCCUAGGGUUCCUGGAUGACUAUGCCUUUGUGGUGUGCGGCCUGCUGGAUUUGUACGAGGCCUCGCUGCGCCCCCGCUGGCUGCAGUGGGCCGAGGAGCUGCAGCUGCAGCAGGACGUGCUCUUCUGGGACGGCCAGGGCAGCGGCUACUUCAUCACCGACCCCUCCGACCCCACCGUGCUGCUGGCUCUCAAAGAGGACCAGGAUGGAGCGGAGCCCAGCGCUAACUCUGUGUCCGCUCUGAACCUGCUGCGUCUGUCCCAGUACACGGGCAGGCAGGAGUGGGCCCAGCGCUCGCAGCAGCUGCUGGCCGCUUUCUCCGAUCGGCUGAUCAAGGUGCCCAUCGCGCUGCCCGACAUGGUCCGCGGCCUCAUGGCCCUGCACUUCACGCUCAAACAGAUCGUUAUCUGCGGCCAGCCUGACGCCGAGGACACCGCCCGCCUGAUCGCCUGCGUCAACUCUGCCUUCCUCCCCCACAAAGUCUUGAUGCUGGCAGAUGGUGACACAGAAGGCUUUCUGUACCAGCGGCUGCCCGUGCUGUCCUCGCUGAGGCCUCUAGGGGGCAGCGCGACAGCUCACGUGUGCCAGAACUUCACCUGUGCCCUCCCAGUCACCUCUCCUGAGGAGCUGCGGAGGCUGCUGAAGGAAUGAGUAACCACCGCGUCUGAGGUGCUCGUCUUCCCAGGAUAUUUACCAAACUGGGCACGCUCCCCACUAUAGCUUUCCUGAUAACCUGUGAGAAGGCGACUGCCACAGGGGCAGCACAGUCUCCCCUCCUUCCCAUUAGCGACUUUACUUGUUUAAGUAGAACAUACUUAAGUGGCUGAGUGGCGGUCUGUGAAUUGCAUGGAAGAAUUGUGCCAUUAGUGAGUUUUCCCUCGUAGAUGACCCCUAAUUCCCAGCAGCGACCCCCCCCCCCCCCACCUACCCUAUCAGCCCCCCCCCGGGUUCUGUGCUGUGGUAUGGGCGCUGUGCCCUUGUGUGUCUCCCUGUGCCAGCGGUAGGAGCCCAGUCCCAGCGGUGGCAGCGCGUCAGAGCGAAUGAGCGCCAGACGCAGAGGACGGUCGCUUCCCGCCAGGGACCUGCUCCGGCCAGCUGUCACUGCUCUGCUCUGGGCCGCGGCUGAAAGUGCUGCCUCCGCUAAAGUCUUCCUUCCUCACAGCGUGGAAUCUCGCUCUGCGCUGUAAACGCCAAAUGCAGGAUCAUACCAACGCUAUGAAUGUAUACAAGCACAUAAAGAUAAUAAUAAAAAGCUUUAAAGAGUGUA
This is a messenger RNA of Anguilla anguilla (European eel), 3303 nucleotides long. RefSeq names its product spermatogenesis associated 20 (gene spata20). The transcript has 16 exons. Gene Ontology annotation, biological process: carbohydrate metabolic process. Bases 237 to 2687 code for a protein of 816 amino acids. NCBI's taxonomy places the organism in Eukaryota, Metazoa, Chordata, Actinopteri, Anguilliformes, Anguillidae. The record is from RefSeq and is a predicted model, not a curated record.